AGCUCGCUCACUGCCCAUCGGCUCAGUCGGUUGCGAGCCUUGGGACUGUAGGCACUUUUGGGCCACUUAUCUCUCGGCAGCUGUUGUUUCGGUGAAUUAGUAAUAGGCAGAUAAUAGACAUUAUUGUACGUUCCCGAAAAAUUGGUGAUCUCGGAAUGUUGACGGGCGAAACGGUACUGCUCGUCCAGAUCGCUCUGGUGGUGAUCGCUCUGGUACCGCUUGCAAAAUGGAUCAAGAAGCGGCUCAACCUGCACGAUGUGAUCAACAAAAUUCCCGGCCCCAAGGCGUACCCGAUCAUCGGAACGAUGUACACCUUCGUUGGGAAGAAGUCGGAAGAAAUCUUCUACAUCAUUGACAAACGCACCCGUGACUACCCGGAGAUUCAUCGCAUUUGGAACGGGUUCGUGCCGGAGGUGCGCAUCAACAAGGCGGAGUACGUGGAGAAGCUGCUCUCCUCCAGCCGGAACAUUGAAAAGUCGAUGACGUACAAAUUCACCCGGGACUGGCUCGGUCAGGGUUUGUUAACGUCAAAAGAUGAUCGAUGGUUUCAGCACCGGCGGCUCAUAACGCCCACCUUUCACUUCAACAUCCUGGACGGCUUCUGCGAGGUGUUUGCCGAGCAUGGGGCACUGCUGGUGGAGAAGCUGGCGGCAGCCCGAGCCGCCACCAGUGCCAGCCAGCCGAUCAACGUGUACCCGUUCAUGACGAAGGCAGCGCUGGAUAUCAUCUGCGAGACGGCCAUGGGUGUAAAGGUGAACGCACAGACCAGUGGCAUGGAUAAUCCGUACGUUGCGGCGGUGUACGACUUGAGCAGUCUGAUACAGUACCGUCUGCUGCGGCCCUGGCUUCAUACGGACUUUGUCUGGAACAGGACGGCGGAGGGUAAGCGGUACCACGAGGUGCUGGCAAUCGUGCACGGAUACGCUCACAAGGUGAUACGGGAGCGCCGGGAAGAGCGCAAGCAGCUCCGCACGCAGGGAAAGGAUGGAAUGGCGCAGGACGGUGAGCGCAAGCGACGACUCGCCUUUCUCGACAUGCUGCUGGAGAGCAACGAGCAGAACAAUCUGCUGACCGACAACGACGUACGGGAGGAGGUGGACACGUUUAUGUUUGAGGGACACGAUACGACCACCGCCGGCAUGUGCUGGGCACUGUUUCUGCUCGCACUGCAUCCGGACAUUCAGCAUCAAGUUCACCAGGAAAUUGAUUCGAUCUUUGGCGGUUCGGACCGUGCCCCGACGAUGCGGGACCUGAACGAGAUGAAGCUGCUCGAGCGCUGCCUGAAGGAAACGCUGCGCCUCUACCCGUCCGUGUCGUUCUUUGGCCGCACGCUAAGCGAAGACAUACAGUUCGGGCACUAUCACGUCCCGGCCGGCACGGUCGUCGGUGUGCAUGCGUACCACGUCCAUCGGGACGAACGGUUCUUUCCCGAUGCGGAAAAAUUCGACCCGGACCGGUUCCUGCCGGAGCGCACGGAAAACCGACACCCGUACGCGUACAUUCCGUUCAGUGCGGGGCCAAGAAACUGCAUCGGGCAGAAGUUUGCCCUGCUCGAGGAGAAGAGUGUGGUGUCGUCGAUUUUGCGCCGGUUCACCGUCAGAUCGGCAAAGACGCGAAAGGAGCAGCUGAUACAGCACGAGCUCAUCACCCGACCGAAGGAUGGCAUUUUGCUGUACUUUGAGCCAAGGAGCUAGGGGUGAAGGACGAUGUUACUUGGUACUCUGGUGUUUGAUGACCGCUGGUUGUGAACGUGAAAUGUCCCUUUUGUGGGAUAGUAUGGCUUAUAGCGAGUGAUUUCAAACGAUGUAGGGGAAAUUUGAAUGUCCGAGAAUUCGAUAAAAUGCUAUUGAUGCUGAAUAAACGGUUUGGUUAGUGCUAAUGAGAA
Molecule: messenger RNA, 1885 nt
Organism: Anopheles gambiae (African malaria mosquito)
Lineage: Eukaryota; Metazoa; Arthropoda; Insecta; Diptera; Culicidae
Product: cytochrome P450 4C1
Exons: 8
Coding region: 156-1694 (512 amino acids)
Molecular function (GO): heme binding; iron ion binding; monooxygenase activity
Source: RefSeq, a predicted model, not a curated record